CGGGACGCCGGCGGCGGGAGGGGUCGCGGGGGAGACGAUAAUUUGUUCCGUGGUGAUGAGAACGGUGACUGUUGGCCGUGGAUCCAUUUCACAGGCCUGCCUUCUCUCACUAACGAUCUUCCUCGUCCCCGGGCCAACUCGGACAGUUUGCUCAUUUAUUGCAACGGUCAAGGCUGGCUCGUGCCAGAGCAGCGCGCGCGCGCACGCACACUCGGGGAAACUUUUUUAAAAAAAUGAAAAGCUAGACUCGCUCCUCUCCGCGCGGGCGCUGCGCGAGGGGGUCGGAGCUGACUCGCUGCAGCAGGAAAUCCCUCCGGCAGCGACGCCCGGCCCCGGCUCGCCGCCCGCGUGGGAUGGUGCAGUGCUGGCCGCCGGGCCCCGAGAGCUGCUGCACGGAAGGCUGGCGACCAUGGCAGCGCGCCCGCCGCUCGCGUCCCCCGCCCGCGCCCUCCUGCUCGCCCUGGCCGCGGUUCUGCUCGCGCCCCGCGCAGCCCGAGGGGUGAGCCUCUGGGACCAGGAAGGAGCCUAUGAAGUCGCCAGUGCCUUUCUUCUGAAUGGAGACCUUGGGAUCCCGGUCAAGAGCGACGGUGUGAAGGAUCAUCCAGAAGUGUUGAAUGUUCGCAUGCAAUUGGAAAGCAGAGAACUGGUCAUAAAUCUGGAAAGAAAUGAGGGCCUCAUUGCCAGUGGUUUCACGGAGACCCAUUAUCUGCAAGACGGUACUGAUGUCUCCCUCACUCGAAAUUACACGGGUCACUGUUACUACCAUGGACAUGUGCAAGGAUACGAUGAUUCCUUGGCCAGCAUCAGUGCCUGUUCUGGUCUCAGGGGACUUAUUAUGUUUGAAAAUAAAACAUACAUCUUGGAACCAAUGGCAAAUGCCACCAAUAGGUAUAAACUCUUCCCAGCCAAGGACCUGAGGAGAAGCUGGGGCUGGUGUGGCUCCCAGCACAACACCUCUGGCCACCCUGCAGACGUGGUCCACCCCGCCACCCAGACGCCGUGGAGGAGGCAUAAAAGAGAGACCCUCAGGAUGACCAAGUAUGUAGAGCUGGUUAUCGUAGCAGACAACAGAGAGUUUCAGAGGCAAGGAAAAGAUCUGGAAAAAGUUAAGCAGCGAUUAAUUGAGAUCGCUAAUCACGUUGACAAGUUUUAUAGACCACUGAACAUUCGCAUAGUGUUGGUGGGCGUGGAAGUAUGGAAUGACAUCGACAAGUGCACCAUCAGUCAGGACCCGUUUACCAGCCUCCAUGAAUUUUUGGACUGGAGGAAAAUGAAGCUUCUACCUCGAAAAUCCCAUGACAAUGCGCAGCUCAUCAGUGGGGUCUAUUUCCAAGGCACCACCAUCGGCAUGGCACCCAUCAUGAGCAUGUGCACUGCGGAGCAGUCUGGAGGCGUGGUCAUGGACCAUUCAGACAGCCCCCUUGGUGCGGCCGUGACCCUGGCACACGAGCUGGGCCACAAUUUCGGGAUGAACCAUGACACACUGGAGAGAGGCUGUAGCUGCAAAAUGGCUGCCGACAAAGGAGGCUGCAUCAUGAACCCUUCCACCGGGUUCCCCUUCCCCAUGGUGUUCAGCAGCUGCAGCCGGAAGGACCUGGAGGCCAGCCUGGAGAAGGGCAUGGGGAUGUGCCUUUUCAACCUGCCGGAGGUCAAGCAGGCUUUUGGGGGGCAGAAGUGUGGGAACGGAUACGUGGAGGAAGGCGAGGAGUGUGACUGCGGGGAGCCCGAGGAAUGUACAAAUCGCUGCUGCAACGCCACUACCUGCACCCUGAAGCCAGAUGCUGUGUGUGCACACGGGCUCUGCUGCGAGGACUGUCAGCUGAAGCCUGCGGGGACCGCGUGCCGGGGCUCCGGCAACUCCUGUGACCUCCCGGAGUUCUGCACAGGAGCCAGUCCUCACUGCCCGGCCAACGUGUACCUGCAUGACGGACACCCAUGUCAGGGGGUGGAUGGCUACUGCUACAAUGGUAUCUGCCAGACCCACGAGCAGCAGUGUGUCACACUCUGGGGACCAGGUGCUAAACCUGCCCCCGGGAUCUGCUUUGAGAGGGUCAACUCUGCAGGUGAUCCCUACGGCAACUGUGGCAAGGACUCCAAGAGCUCCUUUGCCAAAUGUGACGUGAGAGAUGCUAAAUGUGGAAAAAUCCAGUGUCAAGGAGGUGCCAGCCGACCAGUCAUUGGUACCAAUGCUGUUUCCAUAGAAACAAAUAUCCCACUGCAGGAAGGAGGCCGGAUUCUGUGCCGGGGGACCCACGUGUACUUGGGUGAUGACAUGCCAGACCCAGGGCUUGUGCUUGCGGGGACAAAGUGUGCAGAUGGAAAAAUCUGCCUCAACCGGCGGUGUCAGAACACCAGUGUCUUCGGUGUUCAGGACUGUGCAAUGCGAUGCCACGGCCGGGGGGUGUGCAACAACAGGAAGAACUGCCACUGCGAGGCCCACUGGGCGCCUCCGUUCUGCGACAAGUUCGGCUUUGGAGGAAGCACUGACAGUGGCCCCAUCCGGCAAGCAGAUAACCGAGGCUUGACCAUAGGGACUCUGGUGACUGUGCUGUGUCUUCUGGCUGCUGGGUUUGGGGUUUAUCUCAAAAGGAGGACCUUGAUACGACUGCUGUUUAUGAACAAAAAAACCACCUUCGAGAAGCUGAGGUGUGUGCGACCCUCCCGGCCACCCAGCCGCUCCCAGCCCGCACAGGCUCACUGCACCCACCUUGGGAAAGGCCCUUCAAGCAGGCCACCGCACUCCAACAUACCAAAGGACAGGAGAUCGCCACAGGGGCAGAAUGUGGACAUCAGCAGACCCCUCAACGCCCUUGCUGUCCCUCAGCCACAGUCACCGAGGCGAGUGCUUCCGCCCCUCCAGCAGGCCCCGCGGGCACCCAGCGGCCCCGCCAGACCCCUGCCGGCCAACCCGGUGCUCAGGCAGACCCAGGGCAUUCGGAAGCCCAACCCUCCUCAGAAGCCUCUGCCUGCUGAUCCUCUGAGCAGGACAACUCGGCUCACCAAUGCCUCCAGAAACCCAGGACAGCAGGAGCCAGGGCUCCGCCCUGCACCUACCAGACCUGCUCCUAAGUAUCCACACCACGUGCCCAGACCCACCCACAGCGCCUAUCCUCAGUGAGGAGCAAGCUGACACCUUCGUUCAACAGUGAAGACAGAAGUUUGCACUAUCUUUCAACUCCACGUGGAGUGACUUUUUGUACCAACUUUUAGAAUUUUUUUUUAAUAUGUUUAAAACACCAUUAUUUCAAGAACUUUGAGCUACUGCCGUCGGUGCUGUGCUAUGGUGCUCUGUGUAUUCGCUCAGGUACUUGUAAAUUAUUAAUUUAUGCAGAAUGUUUAUUGCAGUGCAGUGCACUGUACUAGGCAUUUUUACCAUCACUGAGUUUUCCAUGGAAGGAAGGCUUGUUGUGCUUUUAAUAUUUUAGUGAACUUGAAAUAUCCUGCUUGAUGGGAUUCUGGACCAGAUGUUUACUUUCUGAUCAGGCUUUAUUAGAAAGCAGUUGCUAAUUCCCCACGGCUGUGUUAAUGGUACCAGACACAACUCAGGACCCCUGGUAGAACCUUGAGUGAUUUUUCUGAAACUCCUAGCCCAGGCCAGGGCUGCACUGGGCCUUCAGUGAGGCCCUCGGUGCCUACACGCUGACAAGCCCCUAGCAGCUGGACUUUGGAGCAGUGAAUGACCUGGUUUGGGGCCAGGAAGCUUUGGAGAGAACCUGGGUUGCAGACAGGAAUUUUGAGGUGUGGCCACACCAGGACAGAGCCUGGAACACUAGGCCAGGCAGAAACUUGACCUUGAGCUGAGCCGCCAUGGGUCCCUUUGGAAAGCAAACAAGGAAGAAGUCUGCAGGAUUGCUCAAGGUUUUCUUUAUAGAAACAUCAAGAACUUCUUUCUCUGGCUGCUCUUUAUGCAGUUCUGGCAUCAGCACAUUAUUUAGAUUGGGAACGGUGGUGUUUCUACAAGAAGGCCACCGCCCCAGCACUGCAAACCACCAUCUCCCUGUGCUGUUUGGAGCUAAGCAAAUUACCACCUUGUCUUCUCAACUGUAAUAUGAUGACCCUGUGUUCAGACAGAUAGAUGAGGCUUUCCAUGGGACCAUAAUUCUUUUCAGAUGUGAACUAGUAACCAGAUCUAGUCAAUCAAUUCUUUAGAUAAAAAUCUCCUUUUACUGCAAGGUUCAACUUAUUAAAAAUUAGGCAGAAACAACUACUAAAUGGAAUGCCUUGCUCAUUGGCACAGACUGUCUGGGCUGCCUUAUUAGUACGUAGUGGACAAAGAACCACAAGUGACCAUGAAGUUCUCUCUAGGGCACCCUAUUUUCUCAGCUAGGCAGCUGGAAUCUUAAACAUUUGCAACCUACCUGUAGAGCAUCACAAGGUAUGAUCAGAAAACCAAUUUCCUAACCCUGUAUUUUCACCAAAGGCCAGCUGGGGCAAGCAGCCCCUCCAAACAUUUCACUCUCCCAGUGUCUCAUUUCCUAGGAUGUUUAAGAUGCCUGGAUCUAAUAGCAUGAAAAAUACUCAGAUAAGGCAAAAAUGCCAUUCUGGCCCUCACUGUCUUCUGUGAGAUCAUGAAUGACUAGUUUUCACAUUAGAAGGCAAUUGACAGCAGUUCCGUAAUUCACUGAGUGUUUCAUGAUGAGACUUCUUUUAGGGUCAUUUCAAUGGUUUUCCUAUGCCUUGAAGCAGAAAGAAAAAUACAUACCAGGAAUCUUGGUUUGCCUUCCAGAAAACGAAACUACAUUUAACUGUGCCAAUGUUCUCCCCAUAUAUCUAGGCAACGUGGUAUUCAUGACUAUGAAUAAAUAAAUGUCACAAACACACAAAAGGUAACCCAACUCAAAGACAUUCCAACUCUUGCAGCAUGCAUAUGUUUUAAUAAACAGAUGCAAUUAUUUUCUUUAAAAAGUAAAGCCAUGUUAGAUGAUAUUACUGUGGAUGAGAUACAUACAGGAUUAUUGUAACUAACUGAUGUUACAUUUAGUAAUUGUGUCAAGGCCAAAACACACACUAUUGAAAAGUUUACAGAAUUUCCUGGUGUGGACAUUGCUGCCUUCUCGCCCACGCCUCAGCUCCGGCACUUUCACCCUCCUCCUACUGCACGGAGCAGGGAGGAUGGGAACUGCCUUUUCUGUUUUUGUUCUUUCUGAACUGUAAUGACUGUGCUUUUGUUCCAGAGAACCAGGAAGAGUUUGGUAUUAAAGGAGGUUAAAACUGAUCUUCUGCCAUGUCAUCAAUGGCCACUUUGUGGUUAUGGCUGAUGACACAAUUUUAUCUCAAUACUAAUUGCUUUUAUAGAGCCAUGCAAAUUAUUUCUGAAUAAGAAUAUAUUUAAGCCUUAUAAUACACAGAUAAUAUUAUUAAAGGAAUACUUUCAAAAUUCAAUAUUUAUCAAAUAAAGCAUAUUUAGCAAUAACUUCCAUUUUAAUGUAACUUAGGAACCAAUAACUAGGGUUGUUUUUUUCUUGGUGGGAAGGGUUUUCUCUCACUUUUUAUAAACAAUGGGAACAAAAAUCAGUACUUCUAUUUUAGUGGCAAUAUGACUAUUCUUUAAUAUUUCUAAAAUACUUCACAGGGACAAAUAACAGUUAUUGUGAGUUUUAUAAAACCAUUACUGAGAAAGUUCAGUGCCUAAACUCAAAAGCAGGCUGGAAGGCUACUCACCUUUCUUCCUACAUCCAGCCAGGGCUGCAGGUUACAGGGCCCCACUCCACGGAGAGGUGCAUGGCCAACCUUCCAGGCAUUCCAUUUAUCUGCUAAAAUGUUCUUGUUUUCCCAAUACAUUGAACCAGACUGUGGCAACCAAGAGAAACAAUGCCUAGUGUUGUCCAUUGUCCCAGUGGGACUUCCCCAGCGUACACAUAUAGAUGACACCAGAGAGACUGCAAAGCAACAAAUUAAACUAUAUGGGAAUAAAUAUUCCUGACUAGUCUCCAAGGGGACAUUAUUAUGCCUUUUUAACUUCAUCCGGAAUUCUCAGGCCUUGUUCUCUAACCAAUCAGCACAUUCCCUAAAAUUGCUAAGACUCUGAUCUGCGUCAGAGAUUAGAGAUCCCCCAUGGUGCUGACCCCCACUGUAAUGCCUGUGCCUCCUCCAGCCCCUCCACUGAUGCUUACCAAGCACUCCCAGCCAAGGGAAGCUGGGCCAGACUGUCCUCAUGCACCCUGAUCUCUUGCAGACUCUCCUAGUGAGACCCAUUUCAUUCUUAAGCUUUGCUAGAGUCCGGGCAGACUUACUCUACAGAACCCUCCUCACUGCUCUCACAAUGGCUCUAGCCACAUGCAAGUGACCCAGAUGAAUGUUCCACCAGCCCUCCCAGAAGUAACUCAGGCUGGAAGUCUCACACACACACAGUGACUGACUGGUGGGGACACUACAGGUAUCAUCUUCUCUCCUCCAUACCCAUACCAGAAGCCAUCCCCAUGCUGCCAGUUACUCCCCAUGUCUCAUCAGCAUCCUCUCACCUGGACACAGUAAGCCAGAAGCUCAAAUCUGUUUGCCUUUCCUUGUCACCAGACAAGUGCCUAACUUCGGCCAAACUCAGUGUUAAUGGCCCUCCAAUCCCGGCAGUGAAGUCACUACUUCAGAUCAGCCAGAGUGGCAUCUGUUGCAGUGCAUGGCAGCCCCAUGGGGUCCACCUACUGGACAUCCAAAGCCCAACAUUCUCCAGAAUCACAGCUCAGAGCAACCCCGCCAGCACCCAAGACCCCUGCAGAGUCCCUCCUGCAAGCACAUCAAUCACAGUGACCUCCCGUCCCAUGUCUUGUUCUAAUGAGAAGGGGCAGUUGGCCAUAGAAAAUCAAUUUAGCUAUGCAUGCAAAAUUCUCUGACUCACUCCAAAGUUCCCAUCGACAGGUAUUACUUUUAAACUUGUUUGAAAAUUCCAAUAGUGAAAUACGUAACACUAAGAUUUGUGAGCCGCAUGCUCAGAACCAUUUCUGUACAGUGAAGAUUAUUUUCAUAAGCCAUUUACCCACAUGAGCAUGUGCCUCUUCCCUGCCUCCUGUAGAGGAACCCCCCCGCCUUUUUACUUCUGGGACAGUACUGGAAGCUUCAAAUCCAGUCAUCAUAAACCUGUUUCAUAUGAGAAAAACUAAAAGAAAUACUGCAUCGAGCCUGUUAAAAUCCUUGGUAAUGGAGAGUGAUAGCCAGAAGAUUGAACAAAGGACUUCUCAAAGUGCUUCAGUUUCCCCAGGCUGAAGGCCCUGUAACUCACCCUGAUUUUCAACAUCAUCUUCAAGAAGUAUGUUCUAUGUUCUCUGUAACUCCCAAAGAAAACUUUUUAGUCAAUUUAGCAUAUUUAAAUUCAAACAAAAGAAUAAAUAUAAUGUGAUCAUUUUAGUUUUCAAAAAAGCAGAAUCCCUUUUUUGUGUUCAUAGUCAUAAGUAGGUCCCUUCAUAGGGCAGCCACAGGAAAAACAAGUUAGAAAGACAACAACCCCUAAGAUUCCAAGGCAGGACAGGUGGGAGCAGAACUAGCGAGCGGCUCCUUAGCUCCUUCUAUAGGGUCAAAUUGGCAGGUGGUCAGGAAGCCUGUGUCUGAAGGCAUGUGGCAACUGAAAGGCCAUUCUUUAACUUGACCACAGGCUGUUUAGCACAGUACAGAUUAGAGUUACAGCUACAUAAACCAGCACAGUCAUUCUGUAGUGCUUCAACCAUUUAUAAUGCUUUGGUUUGCUAAUUUGUUCACGUACCUUUUUAUGUUACAUUCUGUUGCUUUUGUAAACGUUUCUCAUAUUGGGGAUCUACAGGUAAACACAACUUGCUAUUUCAAUAAAAAAGUCAUUGUUAAGAAUAUUAUAUCCAAUAAAUGAUAAACAGGUAAAUAUAAA
This is a messenger RNA of Marmota monax (woodchuck), 7828 nucleotides long. It is a transcript of the gene Adam12, whose product is annotated as ADAM metallopeptidase domain 12. NCBI's taxonomy places the organism in Eukaryota, Metazoa, Chordata, Mammalia, Rodentia, Sciuridae. Gene Ontology annotation, molecular function: metalloendopeptidase activity. Gene Ontology annotation, biological process: proteolysis. The transcript has 23 exons. The coding region runs from base 410 to 3118 and encodes 902 amino acids. The record is from RefSeq and is a predicted model, not a curated record.